AUGCUUAAUGCGCCAACUUUGCUAGCUAUUCGUCAAAAGCUACUAUCGUCAACUAGUUGGACCCCUGGAUCACCCCGGAACCGCUCGGCUGCUGCUUCUGGUAGCCCCCCAGUGAACCGCAGACCCGGUCGCUUGAAGCAGAGCAUCCUGUUCCGUCGACGCCGGAUGCACUGCAAGUGUAGUACCUCGGGCGACCACAUGGACGCAACGACACGAGAAAUACAUCAGCGCUCGCGCACAUCAAUUUCCGCAAGCUCGUAUGUCUCGACCUGCAGUUUUAGGGGACGAGUCUAUGGAGGCUUAGACCUUCACCAACAUGAACAGGCGAAUUGGAACCACCCUGAAAUGGCAGACAUCAAUUUGAGGAACACGGAAAGUCUCAAACCUCAAACUGGAGCGGCUCCUACUUCGAGGUUCAUUUACCGCUACAAGCUCGCACGCUUCAACAGCUAUGCUACCGCCAGAAGCGUCCCUUUCAUUUAUAGUCAACCCAUGCGAUGGAGGGCCCGCUAUGAUCUGGACAACCUGGAUUAUGUCUGUGCUGCCAUCUGCGGGCUGUCCUAG
Messenger RNA from Truncatella angustata, 564 nucleotides. RefSeq lists its product as uncharacterized. The record is from RefSeq and is a predicted model, not a curated record. The coding region runs from base 1 to 564 and encodes 187 amino acids. NCBI's taxonomy places the organism in Eukaryota, Fungi, Ascomycota, Sordariomycetes, Amphisphaeriales, Sporocadaceae. The transcript has 3 exons.